AUGUGGUUUGAUUUGAUAAUAAAAUUGCCAUUAUUAGUUAUAGCAACAUGGCUUCUAAUAAGACAGGUAAUAAAGACACUCUUUGGUAUUUCGGCAGCCUACAUUAAUCCAUUUACAUUUAGAAUCAUUGGGUUUGAAUAUAAGGAUAUACUUAAGAUAGAAUUGCUUGAAUUUAAUCCCUUUAGAAAAAGAAUUAGAAUAUCAAAAUUAACGUUUAACAAUAAACAAAUAGAAAACAAAAAUCAAACUAAUGCAUCCAACCAUAAAAAAACUAGCCAUGGUCACAAUUUGAAAGCUGUUUUACCCAAAUGGCUAUUUAAAUAUCUACCGCAUCUUUUAUCUUUUUUAAAUGAAGUACAUAUUGUUGCUGACCAUGUGUUUUUGACGGAUUACGAUUUAUAUAUCAGCACGAUUGGGUCUGUUUUUAACUAUAAAGAAAUAACGUCAUCAUUAUCCCUUGAACUUUUCAUGAGGCAAGUGAAAAAUAAGAACUCGACAAUAUUGACUGAUACUCUUCAACAACUUGAAAUAAACUUUGAAAAGAUUGAAGUAGAUCAUUCAAUUGUUUUUAACGAUAUUAAGAUAGAUUCAAAGUUUGGUGUUUUACGUUUACCAUACGCUUAUUUAAAACAGCAGAGUGCUAGUACAAAGAUAAUCGAACCUGAUAAUAUAGAAUCUAAACACUCUGAUAUACUAUGUGAUUUAGCGAUUCAAGACACAAUAAAAGCAUUCCGUAAGAAAUUAGAAAGAAUACAAGGCUAUUUAAAGCCGAUUUGCGAAAUUAACUUAUAUAUGGAUAAAAUUUUACUGGACGAUCUUGAAUUAACUAAUUUACCAGAAUUGAAUGAGAUAAGCCAAUAUUUUACAUAUAACAUAGAAGCAUCCAAUGUUACAUUAAAUUUAAUAAGAUUUUCUAAAGACUACCCUGGUUAUAAUUUAAACUUUGGUGAAGAUGACACUCCGUAUAAGAUCAAUAGUAAUUUUUCAAGAGUAAAUAUCGGAGUAAAAAUAAACAAAAUAAAUGAAAAAGAAAUAUAUUUAGCAAAAAUUAUUGAAGUUCCUAGUAUUAAUUUAUAUGGCCACACGAAUAUUUUUUCGCAACAAUUUCAAUUUUCUGAGGGCCGGUUCGAAAAUGCUUUAAGUACAUUAAAUUUCCAAAUAUCAUCUUUGAUCGUUGAUUUAGAUAUAACAACACUUUCCUUUAUAAAAUCUUUUUCCCGUAAUAUAAAAGUUUUCAAAGGAGCCUUUGGAUACUCUAAAGAAAUUGAUGCAAUUGACCAACUCAAGGAAUUUGAAGAUCUUCGUUCACUAAAGUGGAGAAAGGUGCUAAAAACCUAUUUAACAUCAUUGUUUCCAUUAUUAAACCUUAAAUUUACAUUAGAUGAUUCAAAGAUAAUUUUAAAUGAUGAAACGGAUACAAUUAUUUUCUACCUAUCUGCUCUUCUAGGAACAUACAAAUCGAAUAGAUCUUUGUCAUUUUCUCAGAAUGAUAAGCUAGAUUCUAUUAUAAAUUAUGAUACUGCAUUUGACUUAGAAUUAUCUGAUUUACACUGUCAACAUUUGAUUACGGAUGGAAGCAAUUAUAAUCAUAAAAUUUUAGAAAUUGAAAGUGUGUCUCUUAAGCAAAAGGUCAAGUGGUCACCAGAAAUACAAUUUUCAUUUGACGGUGAAGUCGAUAACGUUAAUAUUGAUUUAUCAGAGUUACGGUCGAUGAUAGCCUUAAAUAAAAUUGUAAAGAAAACUGAUUGUCAAUUACUUCAAGUUGAAACUAUUUAUUUCAAGGAACUUUACGAUAAAUUUGCAAAACAGUUGUAUAAUGCUGAAUUCAACUGUUCAAGACUAAAAGAAAUGCAAUCAAUAAAAAAGGUUUCUCCUGAAAGUUUCGUAUUUAAUACACUGCCAGAUUAUUUUGAUUACAUUAAGGUCGAUUUAAGGAGAAUACAAAUGACACUAGGUAUCAGAUCUGUUUUUAUGCCUCCUGAUAUUUUUUCGUUACUUGAAGCCCAAAGUCCAAAAGAUCUUGUUGAGGGAAAAUUAAGAAAAUUUACAAAUAAGGUGGAUAAGGUACAGUUAGCUUUGUUCAGUAAUAAAACUCAAUGGCAUAAUAAAAUAGAAAUGGGACAAGUGUAUAUGUCUAAAUCGGGACUAGAUUCACUGAACAGGAACGAUUCAAAUGAUCUGGAGGAUAUUGGUACUUCACAGUCAACACAAAUUGAUCGUCUAUGGAACUUUAAUAUAUUGGUUAAUAAUGUAACAUCAUCUGUCAUUUAUGAAACUUGUAAAUUUAGUACAGAAUUUUCGUCAAGAACAGUGUCAAGUUUGAAAGUAGUAUCCAUAAAAGUAUUUCCAGAAACAGAGUCAUAUACAGUUCCAAGUGAGAACAAAGUAGUAAUCGUCAUUGAUAAUAAAAAAGCUAGUUCUAUGGUUGAUUUAAUAAAUGUUUUUAUGGGAAUAUCCGGUUUCCAUACACUAAAUCAGAUAUUUAGAAAAAACACAUAUUGUUCUGUUAAGGAGACGUGUGCAAAAAAAAUUUUAGUAUCAUUGAAUAAGGCUAAAAAGAAAUCCUUCUGGUAUUUUAUUGACUGGGUAAAGUUUAAACAAUUAAUUCAAAUAAGGUUAUCUUCAGAGCUCUCUCGUCAAGUUUUGAUCCUUCCUAAUGCAUUAAAAAUCAAAUUUGAAUCUAGUAAUAUGUUUAUAUCAAUUGAUAAACUAAAUGACAUAUGUAUUAAUGGUGAGCUAGCGAGGAUGUGUGUUGAAUCACCAACUCAAAAGGAUACUUGGAUAAGAAUGAUGUUAAUCAAUAAAUUCAAGAUGAAUAUUAACUUAUCGGAGAUGCUUCGCCAAAUUAAGAAUAAUGAAACUGGAAAUUCAGAGGUGCUCCCAGGAGUUACCUUGGCUUAUGAAUCUUCACAUUUUUCUAUUCCAAACAAAUUUGCGAUGUACCGAAUUUUUGACAAUAUUUCAACUAUUGUAAAAUCCUUGAAACAAAUGAUAUACAGCAUGAAAACAUCACAAUCAGACAUAGUAAUAUUCCCAGUAACUGUUAAUCCAGUAAGAUUGCCAAACGUUAAUUUAUCUUCCAAAAGGUCUAUUAUAACUAUUGAAGAUGAUCCCCUCGAAUCGGAAUUAAACAUGAUAUUUCAAAUAGGUUUAGAGGAGCAGCGAAUUAGAUUAGAAAAAGUCAAACAAUUUAAAAAUAGUUUAGAACGUAAAUAUCAGGAUACUAAUAGCUCUGCUAAUCAAAGUGAAAAAAAUAAUGAUAAGUUCUCUUCUGAUGACACAUACACUAAGUUGGUAUUUCUUUCUAGUGCAAGAGGUUGCAAAAAAUCCAAAAACAUUUUAAAAAAACUGCUUUCUGCUAAGAAAUCGGAUAGAGAAACUUCAGAAAAAGAAGAUGAACUCUUAGAAGAUAAAAAUCCAAUUUUGAUAAAUGAACACGAGUCCUACAUUAGAUUACAGGAAAAUAUUUCAACAUCAUGGAUUAGAAGAAUAAAGGAUUAUAAGAAGGUUGAAAAAGAAAAGUACGAAGAGAACUUUGAAUAUUUAUGGGGGUUAACAAAUUUACAUAAUAUUUCAAAAGAUUUCAAUACUAAUGUUCGUGAUUUUAUAUAUUCUCCUCCUUUGACCACAAUAAUAGUAGAAGGUAUUGAUAUAAAUAUCAGUCAACCUUCAUGUGGUCUUGAGUGCAUUGCAGAAUUUAUCCACGAUGUAGGUAAAGGAGUUCCUUUAGAUACCCAAUACUCUAUUAUGUUUCCCAUGUACUUGGAUGUAAAUAUUAGGGAAUUCAGAUGGCAUCUGAGAGAUUAUCCUUUACCAUUUAUUAAUAUCCCUCCCCCAACAGAAAACCAAAAAAUUUCAAAUAACUUCAAAAUUUCAGGUGAUUUAUGCUUAACUGAAGCAAUGAUACAAUCCAGCAAUGAAAUAAGAACAAUAUUCGUGCCACUUGUUCCUUCAGUUGAAUUAGUUAAUAAAGACCAUUAUUACUCACUUUUUGUUCCAAGGACUUUGACAAGUGUUAAAGUGUAUAGUAAAUUAGAAAUUGGUAUUCAUACAGAAAGAAGCACUCAGGUAGUCUGGGGUUCAUCCUAUUCGCCAGCUAUUCAACAAGUAAUGCAGUGUUUUGAAGAUUUAUCGAAACCACCCACAGAUUUAUCCCCUAAGUUAGGUGUGUGGGAUAAGAUUAGAUAUAUGUUUCAUUCACGUAUAAAGAUCAAUUGGGCCAAAAAGAACAGAUUUGAAAUAUCUCUUCUAGGCGCUAAGAGCCCUUAUAAAAUUGGUCGAGAAGACGCAGGAUUUAUAAUUGGUUUUAAUGGUAACACUGUUUUGGACUGUAAUCCAAAUAACUCUCCAAAGCAAUUAUUAGCCUGCUCAGCUGAUCAGAUCUAUUUUUCAAUACCAAAUUAUUUUGCAAAGCCGUUAUUGGUAUGGUCGAUGCCUUCACACAAAAACAUUUUUGUUCCUAAUCAAGAUAAUACAAAUUUACAGACAUAUGCUUCUUACUAUUACCUCCUUCAACAAGAUUAUAAUAAUGAAAGGAAAGAAGCAGUUAAAUUGAUGCAGAAACAUUAUAUAGAAAAAAAUGGUAUUAAAUUAUCCGGGGGUAUGACACUAAAACUUGGUUUUGUUUUUGAAGGGUUAGGUAAAGGAGGAAUCCGUUCUAGCGAUUUUGCACCACAUUAUGAAACCUUUCUAUGUAAUCCGAUUUAUGUUAAAGAUUUAUCGAAGUAUGACGCUUAUAAAAACUUUAAAAGUCAUUUCAUACACAUGUCUUUUGCUCUAUUAUCAAAUUCAAGUAAUGCAUAUAAUGCAAUGCAAUUAGACUCAUCAGGAAUGGACACAUUCUUGAAAUGGUGGAAAUCGUUUUCAAAUAACCCACCCGUUCGAAGAGGUACAUUAUAUGAUGCUAAAAAUUUGAGUCCAAAGUUUGGAGGUGCAUUGAGAACUAUUUCAUAUUAUGCUAAUGUAUCUCCAUUAUUUAUCACUCAUAUCCAACGUAACAUAGAUAUCAACAACACACAGUCAUCCAGUUUCUAUGAGAAUAUAGAAUAUGUAGGAAUUAAAGCUAAGGUAUCUAGGUUUGUCAUGGAUUUGCACCAAAGAAAAGAAGUUAUAUCAGAGUUCAGAGAGAAAUUAAAUGAACAUAAAAGAGUUUCAAGAAUGAAAUUUUUAGAAGGUGAUUUUUCUUCAGGAACAAUUGAUAUCCGUACGAUUCACGCAAAGUUUCACAAAGUCACUUUUAUUGAGGAUAAGCAAAAUUAUGAGUUUGAUUUAUAUGAGGAUGAUGAUAACUGGGUCGAUAUUUCCGAUUUCAAGGAACCUUUUUCAAUAUCUAUAGAUGAUUACACGCCUCAUGUUACUAUAAGACCAUUGUUGUUGGCUCCUCAAUUUGUUUAUCAGAAAAGAGCUAAAUAUGGAGAUAAAUAUCAACUAGAUCCUGUCACAUCAGAACCAAUUCAGGCUUUUAAAAAUGAUAUCUCUCAUUGUUGCUGUGUUAAUGGUCAAAUUGACCUUCCAACAACUUAUCAGGAAAAAAGAAUUAGCACAUUAUUAACUAAGGAAAAAGAAUUAAAUGAGAAGCUGAAAAUUGCCAAUACUUCAGAAGAGAAGAGCUAUUUACUGAAACAUAUAAAUAUGACUAAGCAAAUUAUUCAGCAAUUGGAAUAUUUUAUUGAAGAUACAAAAAUGGUAGUGAACUCUAAAGGAAAUGUUAAGCCAGAAGAUCUACAUUUCCAGGUUAUAGAUAAAGAAACAGAAGCAUCAAAAAAGUUGUACGAAAAUCGAUACUUAAUUUUUGGUAUGUUUUUAAGAUGGGAUGAGGGUGCUAGAGAUGUAAUCACAACUUAUUUGAUGUAUUUAAAUCUUAAUAGCUAUUUUUCUAAAAUAGACCGAUAUAAGUCAAUAAGGACAUUUGAAGACAUUGUGAAUCAAAAAAGUGGCACAGUUGGGAGUCCUUCUAAUUACAACUCCGAACAGAAUUUUAAAACCUCAAUCUUAGAAAGUUCUACACAAUCUGCUAAGAAUCAUGGUACAAAGCAAGAAAAGGAAGAAGACAUAUUGAAAUAUUUUGAGAUUGGUUUAAGAAAGUUAAUUACAUCAAUAAAUUAUACUACUAGCGAAGAUCAUUUUGUUCAAUUUCUAGCUCCGCAAAUACAGCUUUCUUCAAAAUUUGAACCAAAUUCGUGUAUAGUAAUUGCUGCACCGUUAAUAAAAUUAAGAGUACUAUCAUUUGCUAGCGCUAAUAAUAAUGAUGUAUUUAUUCAAGAUACAUUUUUGAAACGGUAUGGUAUACUUAUAUCGAAAGCUAAUGUGUUUUUAUUUCAUAAAGACAAAUUUAAAGAUUCGAUGGACAUAUUUUUCCAGUGUUUAGCUUACGGCCAGACAAAAGAAGUUCCUUGGUCACCUUGGUUAGGAGCAGAGUCGUGUUUUGAUCCAUCUGCCUUAAGUGAUUCAACAAUAAUCAAAAAUUUAAACACAACUAUUUAUCUUGAUUCGAUAUAUGAGUUCUCAUCCGUUUAUGAAUUUGUUAGACAUCAAUUACAAGAUUGUAUGAAUAUUUACAUUCCGAAAGUACAGGUAACAUGUGAUUCUAGAAGUUACCUAACAUUAUUUAAAAUAUCCACGAACCUAUUCAUGUCAAUGAAGCUAACAGAUCCAGUCUUGAAGAAGAAAAUAGAUAAAGUAUCUAUAAGCUUUGAUUUUACCGAAUUAAGGAAAAUAUAUGACACUACAGUGUUGUUAUCAAAUGUUAUCCAUAAAUCCCAGUUGGCUGAAAACGAAUCGAUUUUUAGACAAAAGCUAUUGGACGAUGCAGGUUUAGUUGAUUUAUUCAAUAUACACAAUGAACGUAUAACGAAUCUUUCAAAGUUGUACAUUUUACUACACGUUUUAUGUUCUAGGCGUAAAGAAAGGCAUGAGUUUACUAAGAGCAUGGAGUGGAACAUCGAUGUCGAGAGCAUAGAAUUGCUAAUGCUACAAAAAGAUUCAACGCCAUUUUUGACUGUAGUAUCAAAAGAUAUUAAAUUUAAUAGGGUUGCUUCAUCAUCGGGUUAUAAUUCUAAUACAAUAACGGUAAAAGCCGCUGAUAUAUUUAAUCUUGAAGAUACUGCGGCUUACAAAAACUUGCUAGGCCCAUACGUUACUCAAAAGAAACUUCUACGAAAAAGUAUAACAGAGGAAAAUAAACCGAUGUUCCAUAUUAAUUGGGUUAUGGAUAAACCUAUUGGUGGAAUAAAAGUUGUCAAGAGUGUAGAGACUUUUGUUCAGGGUCUCUCUGUGAGCAUUGAAGAGGAAACAGUACUUAAAUUAGUACAUUGGUUAUUACCGCAUGAGGUUGCAUCUGCAUUGCAUACUAAUGAUGAAUCAGAUGAAGAAAGUGAUGUAGAAUCACUAAAUAGUGAAUUUUAUUUCAAUGGAGAAGAUAAUAGUGAAUUGAAUGAAAUGAUUCAAAGAUCUACUGACUUUGUGAUCAUGGAAAAUAUUGUGAUUAAUGGGUUCAAGCUCUGUAUCAGCUUCAAAGGUAAGGGAUCCAAAAGAUUGAUCAACGUCACAGACUUUGUAUUCAACUUCCCUAAACUAAGUUUUGUGAAUCAAACCAUGAGAUCGAUUGAUAUCAUCAUAAUAUUGAAAAAAGUGCUAAUAAAAGCAUUACUGAAACAGAGUGGUAAGUUCCUGUUGUCAAAAUUGAAGAGAAGACCUGCGUUAGAAUCGAGUUCAUUGUUAUUGCCACAUUCUGUACCAUUGAGUAAAACACUUAGUGCAAAUAGCAAAGUAAGUGAAGGGGAGCAAUUAAAACAAUCAGAAAUCCAAAUCCCCAUCUAG
Messenger RNA from Tetrapisispora phaffii CBS 4417, 7818 nucleotides. It is a transcript of the gene FMP27, whose product is annotated as Fmp27p. Bases 1 to 7818 code for a protein of 2605 amino acids. The transcript has a single exon. NCBI's taxonomy places the organism in Eukaryota, Fungi, Ascomycota, Saccharomycetes, Saccharomycetales, Saccharomycetaceae. The record is from RefSeq and is a predicted model, not a curated record.